UACAUCAUCGAGGCCGUCACAAGUGAGGACCCCCCCUCAAAGACAGCAGAGAUGUACCCCAUGUUCCUGGUGCUGCUGGCUCUGGCGGUUCUGGCGCUGGCGGCUGUGGGCGUCGUGGUCUCCAGGAAGAGGAAGAGGGAACACGGGCAGCUUUGGUUCCCCGAGGGAUUUAAGGUCACAGAACCCAAAAAGAAACGAAGGGAACCGGUUGGAGAGGAUUCUGUUGGGCUCAAGCCUCUGAAAAACUCGGACAGCUCUCUGAUGGAUGAACAACUGAGCGAAUGGGCAGAAGACGACACGGCUAAACGGUUCCGGUUUGAGGAGCAGUCUAUUCUGGACAUGAGCGGUCAGCUGGAUCACCGGCAGUGGACACAGCAGCACCUGGACGCCGCCGACCUGCGGCUGAACUCUAUGGCUCCGACUCCACCGCAGGGCGAGAUCGAGAACGACUGCAUGGACGUCAAUGUCCGCGGGCCUGACGGCUUCACUCCGCUGAUGAUCGCAUCGUGCAGCGGCGGAGGUCUGGAGAACGAAAACGGCGAGGGAGAAGACGAUCCCUCCGCUGACGUCAUCACCGACUUCAUCUACCACGGGGCCAACCUGCACAAUCAGACAGACCGGACCGGCGAGACCGCGCUGCACCUGGCUGCCCGCUACGCCCGCUCAGACGCCGCCAAACGCCUGCUGGAGUCGUGCGCCGACGCUAACGUUCAGGACAACAUGGGCCGCACGCCUCUCCACGCCGCUGUUUCUGCUGACGCACAGGGAGUCUUCCAGAUUCUUAUUCGGAACCGAGCUACGGAUCUGGACGCCCGCAUGCAUGACGGAACGACUCCGCUGAUCCUGGCCACCCGAUUGGCUGUCGAGGGAAUGGUGGAAGAGCUCAUUAACUGCCAUGCAGAUCCCAAUGCUAUUGAUGAUUCUGGUAAAUCUGCUCUUCACUGGGCGGCUGCAGUUAAUAAUGUGGACGCUGCUGUUGUUCUUCUGAAGAAUGGAGCGAAUAAAGACCUACAGAAUAACAAGGUGGGUUUGUGCAUCAGAGUGUCAGUGAAUUUAUAA
Messenger RNA from Sinocyclocheilus grahami, 1059 nucleotides. Its product is annotated as neurogenic locus notch homolog protein 1-like. Gene Ontology annotation, molecular function: protein binding. The record is from RefSeq and is a predicted model, not a curated record. Bases 52 to 1059 code for a protein of 335 amino acids. The transcript is spliced from 7 exons. Lineage: Eukaryota; Metazoa; Chordata; Actinopteri; Cypriniformes; Cyprinidae.